This is a messenger RNA of Ostrea edulis (European flat oyster), 3762 nucleotides long. RefSeq names its product myeloid differentiation primary response protein MyD88-like. The record is from RefSeq and is a predicted model, not a curated record. Gene Ontology annotation, biological process: MyD88-dependent toll-like receptor signaling pathway; positive regulation of canonical NF-kappaB signal transduction. The coding region runs from base 2830 to 3366 and encodes 178 amino acids. NCBI's taxonomy places the organism in Eukaryota, Metazoa, Mollusca, Bivalvia, Ostreida, Ostreidae. The transcript has 3 exons. Gene Ontology annotation, molecular function: TIR domain binding.
UCUCUCAAAUCCUAUUUUAUACAGUUCAAUUGUUUAUAAAAAUGUUUCGUAUAAAACUUUUACAGGAAUAUAAUUAGUUCUGUUUUGUUAUGUUAUGAAAACGUAUACUUUUAUGUAGCUGGUGUAAUUCUAGGUAGAUGGAUAGGAUUAUGAAUUGAAAAAUUAUUUAAAAUUCUUCAGAAAUACUUCUUCUCGGUCAGGUAUAGAGAAAUCGAUCACACAAAUACUCGUUUUCUGGAAUGCUGUCAUUCACACUUUAUAGAGAAUGGACUUACCUUAAGAGCACUGGUCUGGUAGGGGGAAAUGUACAUUUAUUUUUAGCAGCAUUCAUUGUAAUGAAGAACUCAGCAGGGGUGGGGGGGGUCUUUUAAUUAAAAGAUUCACUUGACCCACUCAAACAUAUAGUGAAUGUUCUUAAGUGGUUUGUAAAUGAGAAUCUUCUCUUAAUGUGUAGUAAAAAAGCAUUCUCAAUCUUCCACAAAUGAGAGUAUUCUUCAGUCUUUCAAGGAUUUUAUUACAAUGUGUCAUUUCAUUAACGAAUUUCUGCGAUAAAUACCACAACUUUGGUGUUCCAAGAAAAUGGCAAUUCGGUAAGGAAUCCGGAAGUUUAAAAAAAACUGUGUGAGAGAAUAACAGGGGCCAUGAUCAGAUCACACUGGAAGUCCAUAGAAUGGGUAUUCUACAUAUAUUAAAGGGUAGUUCAUGGAGUGAUUUUUUAAAUAUUGUUUAACUCUCAAGAAUUUUUCACUCAUAUGGAAACAUCACCAUUGCCAGGGAAGGGCUGCCAACUUUAGGCCUAGGCUUGGCGCUUACAGCCUUUGAGCAGGGGGGGGGGGAUCUUUAUCGUGCAACACCUGCUGUUACACGGGGCAUCGGGUUUUUGCUGUCUAAUUCGAAUUACCGCGCCAUUCAUUCGCCUCUUACGACAAGCAAGAGGUACUGAGGACCUAUUCUAACCCGGAUCCCCACGUACCGGAGUCCAUGGUUUGAGGGUAUUCUACACGUGUCAAAGUGUAGUCCAUGGAUUAACGUACUCAGUUUUACACGUGUAGUGGUGACCAUUGUUUGUGAUAUAUAGUCCUACACGUGUAGUGGUGACCAUUGUUUGUUAUAUAUAGUCCUACACGUGUAGUGGUGACCAUUGUUUGUUAUAUAUAGUCCUACACGUGUAGUGGUGACCAUUGUUUGUGAUUUUCAGUCCCAUGCCAUAGGGAGGCAUCGUUACUAAGCAAAUAACUCAUAAGAUAAUUUACAACCACAUAAUCAUGUCCCAUUAAAACUUGUAUAAAUUUUGAUUUUACAAUCGGUUAUGAAAAAUGACUUUAGAGUGUGUUUAAACCAGUGAAUAUAAAGCAGAUGAAAGCCCUUUUUGCUGUUGGGACAUUUUCAUUUUCAAACAAAACAUCCCAUCGCAAAAUCAGCAUUGUAUUACGUGAUCUGUCAACCCCUGCACAAUACCGACCUGACAAAGUAUGAUAGAACUCGUGAAAUGUACAUGUACAAUCAUUGUAGAGUAUAUAUAUAAUAUAUGCUUUGGAAAUAGUGCCUGAACAGUAAUAGUAACACUACUACAAUCUGCUUGAUAUAUUUAGACUAUCCCAUUAAUACCAAUAACAUAACAGCAGCAGAUACAGGGUUUGACAUCGCUGUUAAUUCUCAUAAACAACAUGACAGCUGAACUGUCAUGAAACAAGGAAUCAUAGGAAAACCAUACAAAACAUUUGAAGGACCAACCUCUGGGCAUCAUUUCCAGUUAAAUCCAUGGGAGGUCAUGAGAUCGAGUAUCGCUAACAAACCUAAGACGAAAACAUAGGUACAUGUAGUGAUUACUCCUUCGCCAAACGUUGGCAUUUAUAAAAAUGAGAAUCAUACAUUUUUUUAAAUGACCUUAAAAACGGAGGUUGCGGCAAGCGUUGGCACGUUAAAGAACAAUCCAUGGUAUGUGAUACUUCGCCUACAGCUGGUGACGUCUUAGUAGUGAAAAGUUCUCAAAAGGAUGUUAAACAAACAACCAACCAUGACGUUUUAUAUGUUUAUAUCAACCACUAGCUUUCCGCGAACCGUUAUAUUAUAGGAAGAAGGAAAUAAACUGUCUUCAUCCAGUAACGACGAGAAUUUCCAUAAAAAGCGAGAUGACUCGUUGUGUAUCAAUGCCCUAUGUAUAUAUUGUAAAAUAGGCCUAUAUCAACGUAAUAGAACUAUGAAUAUAAAUCAUUCAUUGUCCGAUGAAUCCUUGAAAUUAUCUGUUUAUCUUUUAAUGCCAAACAAAUGGUUUGCGUAGUUUAUCUCCAUUUAUAUAGAGAGGAUUCUACAGUUAUAAAUAGUGUAUGUACUAGGUGUAUGUAUUAGAUAAAAUAAAGAUAUAUGCAUGAUAUGGGUAAACAGUAAAAGUACAUUUACUAGGUGAAUAAUAUGGAAAUUUUGGUCAGUUUUCUAUUUUUAUUACUUCAAUAAACUAAAAUCUAAUGGAAAACUGUGAGAAAUAUCUUAUCAUGCGCCUUUCCACAGCUUAAUUUCUUAUCACGUGACAUGAUUAAUUCCCUAUCAUUUCACAUUAUUGAGUAUCCAGUGUAAACAUUGUCGUAAUGUUCAAUGUUCAAAUCCUGAGAAACUUCCGGAUUCAUUUCAGCGAACCGAAGACUUUAAAAAGCUGAAGUGGCUCUUCGACAUUUUAAACCUCGUCAUGGGUUUCUAAAAUUUUACCUUGUCAUUAUAUACAUGAAUUCAAUUCUAUCUGUGUAGUAUAUAUAACUACUAACAGUUUUGGUAGACGAUUUCUGAAUUCAUGAUUGUAAUUUUAUAGCCAGUCAGUUCCAUACAACAUUAAGCAUGACCCUUAACAGCUAUGAUGCCUUUGUAAUCUACAAUCCCGUGGGGAGCGAUUUGGAGUUUGUCCAGUUAUUAGCGUCUAUAAUGGAAUCCCCGCCCUACAACCUCAGACUCUUUGUCCCCUGGAGAGACCAAGUCCACGGAGAUAAUUAUAUUUCGGCUGAUCUCAUUGAAAACAAAUGUAGGAAAUGCAUAGUUGUGCUGUCACCUAAUUUCGCCGGAAGUCAGUCUGCCGAAUUUCAGCUGAAGUAUGCCACAUCACUUUCACCAGCAAACUUACACAAUCGCGUCAUACCAAUCUGCGUGGAGAAAUGUAAAGUCCCAGAGGUCCUCCGCUACAUGUGUAUCCUGCAGUACCACAAAACAGACAUCCGACCGUGGUUCUGGAAGCGUCUGUGUAAAGCAUUCACCACCAACGGUUCAGGGGCGGAUCUAACAGGAUUAAGUGGAACAAAGGAAGUGAAAGAGGGCGUCAGUCUACCCGAUAUCAUUUUAGACACGUCAUCACACACCAUCAAACUGAACUGGACUGUAUAAAAAACGGUCCUCAGUGAAAUAAUGAUCUGAAAACUGUGGUAAAACUUUUAGGGUUCUCUAUACACUAAUCCAGAAAAAAAAACCUUUUUGGAUACCCAGAACAAUGCACGCUUAAAGUUCUGUAUACAGAAGUCAUCCAUAUAGAAUUUUCGUUACCUUUUGGCCCUUUCUAUUCGAAUACAAAUUUCCUAGAAUUCCGUAUCACUGCGUCAGAAAAAUGUGUAGCUUUUCCAUAAACCAGAAUGCUAUAAUAUAGUACGACUAAGAACUAAUAUUGCAUUAAAAGAAUAAUUGAAAUUUUAAACCAUUCGAUAAAACCCAAAGGCAGAUAAUCUUAAGCACAGGAAAUAAACAAUUUUAUUUUGGGGAUGGGGUGGGGUUAAUAUAUAUAUAUAU